AUGGAAAAUCGACCAAUCAAUGAAAUUGCACGGAACCGUCGGGACCUCCCGAAAAGACCCUCUUACGCACACGCGCGAGGGCGCGGCUCGCCUGUGUGCUUUGCGCCCUGCUAUGGGGCACAGCACAACACAAUUUGCGCGGUCCCACUCUAGAACACAUACCUCAUGACACACCCGAGCAGCAGCCGGGCGGUGAAGCCAUGCAGACACCUGCCGCCGCCGCU
This is a messenger RNA of Ectocarpus sp. CCAP 1310/34, 224 nucleotides long. The record is from the annotation of a GenBank genome assembly. Lineage: Eukaryota; Phaeophyceae; Ectocarpales; Ectocarpaceae.